AUGCUCUCGUCACCUCUCAAGGCUGGCGUGUUCAGCCUUCUGUCGUUGGCCGGCCUCGUUGCCGGUCAACAAGAUGACCUCGGGAGCGUUCUUCAGUCCAAAUCAAAUCUGUCUACUUAUUACAACCUGAUCAAAAAAUACCCCGAAGUCAUUCUUAAGCUUCCCAGCUACGAUGGCAUCAUUGCGCCGUCCAACGCGGCUUUCGAGAACAUUCCCGGUACCCAACUAAACGGCAUCUGGAACGAAACGGACCCCUCCAUCGCCGUCCCCAUCCUGGAGUACCACAUCCUCCAAGGCACAGUCUCGACCAGCGCUCUCGAAUCGGGCCCGUCAGUCCUGCACUCCUCGCUACUCCAGAACCCGGCCUGGACCAACGUCACUGGCGGACAGAACGUCAUGGUGAACAAGCAGCCCGGCAACGUCACCGUCUUCACCUCGUCCGAGGGCAUCCGUACCACCCAGGUCGAAGGUGACAUCAAGUUUGCGGGCGGCCUCAUCCAGGUCGUCGACAACCUCAUGAUCCCCCCUGCCAGGCUCGAAAUCACGACCGACUCCUUUCAGCUCCCCGCCUUCCUGGGGGCGCUCUACACCGCCAGACUCCUCCCCUCGCUGUCGGAGAGGAAGAACGUGACCAUAUUCGCCCCGCGCAACGAGGCCUUCCAGCGCGUCGCCGGAUCCCUCCGAGACCUGGACGAAGACGCUGUCCGGAACAUCCUCAACUACCACGUCGUCACAGGCCGCAUUCUCGCCUCCUCGGACCUCAAGAACGGCACGAACCUGACCACUCUGUCCCGGCAGGACCUCAACGUCAUCCGCUCUGGCAACAAUCUCUUCCUCAACUCGGCACAGAUCGUCCAACCCGACAUCCUCCUCGCAAAUGGCAUCCUCCACAUCGUCGACAAUGUCCUGAACCCGAACGCGGCCUCGGCGACGCCGGACCCCACCGCCGUUAGCCAGCUGCCCGUCUUCCCCGAGAGCUCGGCGUCUGGGCUGCCGUUCACGUCGGCGAUUCCUUGCACCGUGAGCUGUCCUGUGACAACCACCGCGACUCCCACGGCGGCAUCGACGACGGCAUCGACGACGGCCAUCAGGACUGCCACGAGCCCCGGUGCCGCGGCGCGGACUGGCGUGGCUGCUGGGGCGGCUUUGCUUGCAGGGUUGGCAGCGCUGACUUGA
Messenger RNA from Colletotrichum higginsianum IMI 349063, 1176 nucleotides. Its product is annotated as Fasciclin domain-containing protein. The coding region runs from base 1 to 1176 and encodes 391 amino acids. The transcript is spliced from 3 exons. The record is from RefSeq and is a predicted model, not a curated record. NCBI's taxonomy places the organism in Eukaryota, Fungi, Ascomycota, Sordariomycetes, Glomerellales, Glomerellaceae. Gene Ontology annotation, biological process: macroautophagy. Gene Ontology annotation, cellular component: fungal-type vacuole membrane.